Copidosoma floridanum is the source of this 883-nucleotide messenger RNA. Its product is annotated as uridine diphosphate glucose pyrophosphatase NUDT14. NCBI's taxonomy places the organism in Eukaryota, Metazoa, Arthropoda, Insecta, Hymenoptera, Encyrtidae. The record is from RefSeq and is a predicted model, not a curated record. Gene Ontology annotation, molecular function: UDP-sugar diphosphatase activity. Gene Ontology annotation, biological process: nucleoside phosphate metabolic process; ribose phosphate metabolic process.
UCAAUAAGACCAACUACUACAACUACUUACAUCGUCUAGUUCGAUGUGUUGUUUAUAACAUUGCGUGACGACAUUCUCAUGAUAAGUAAUAUCAGAUUUUCGCCAAGAUCUGACAUUGGCUGACAGCGUCGAGUGAUAUUUUCCUACACCUCGUAAUCGGCAACUGCAGGAGUGUCGACCUUAAAAAAUGUCAAAUUUAUCCUUGGAAGAACAAAACAAAAAGAUCCGUGAACGUAUGGAGAACCUGUCAGAAAUACGUUUCGAGCCAUUUCCUCAAGACUCCCCUUGGCUCCGGCCAAUUCGUAUGACCUUCAUCCAGGAUGGUAAAAAAAAGCAAUGGGAUCUUAUGAGGGCCCACGAAAGUGUCAGUAUUGUGGUUUUUAAUACCGAUCGCAAAAAGUUGGUGUUUGUCAGGCAAUUCAGACCUGCUGCUUACUAUGCAUGCUUACCAGAAAAGCUGAAAGAAGUAGAUCUUAAGAAGUAUCCUGUUACUCUGGGCCUGACCAUUGAAUUGUGCGCUGGCAUUGUUGACAAGGAUAAGCCUCUGGUCGAGAUUGCACAAGACGAAUUGAGAGAAGAGUGCGGUUACGAAGCACCUCUUGAAAACUUCCAGAAGGUUAUUACUUACAGGUUUAUAUCGUCUUCUGCUACAAAACAAACUCUGUUCUAUGUUGAAGUUACUGAUGCCAUGAACAUUCAUUCUGGCGGAGGAGCAGAAAAUGAAGGUGAACUGAUUGAAAUUAUUGAAAUGAGUAUUGAAGAAGUUAAGAAAUACGUUGCUUCUGAAGAAGUUCAGAGUCCUCCAUGUUUUCUUAACGGUGUUUCUUGGUUUUUAGCAAAUAAGAAAGAUCGCUAUGAUACGUUGUGACUUUAAACAUUUGUU